CCACUUUGCAGUAGAUAGCAUGGCGCGUUGUUUUUAAGUGGUUUCCCCAAUAGGCCUAAUCCACUCUAACUAAUUAAUGUAAGAAUUGUUCGAAGUGCCGUCCUCCUUCUCGUACACAGAUUUCGGCUCUUCGAGUAAUAUUGCGCGUCGCACGGUGCGCCAUGUCCGGCGUGAUGGUAUCGAAGGCCGCAACAAUAGCUUCACGAACUUCUUGUUCCGUACCAUCACGCCGGUCCUCUAUCGCAGUUUUAAUGUACCCCCAUACAAAAUAAUCGAGUACAUUUAAAUCAGGCGACCGUGCCGGCCAGAUGAUUGGGCCACCUCGACCCAUCCACCUGUCCGGAAAACGCGUGUCUAAAAGAUUCCGUACUUGCCUGCUAAAAUGUGCAGGAGCUCCAUCGUGUUGAAAAAUCAACUCCGCCCGUACGUCGAGAGGGACAUCUUCAAGAAGAGCUGGAAGUUGAUUUGCGAGGAACUCUGCGUAUAAUUGCCCGGUUAGCCUAGGCGGAAGGAAGUACGGACCGAUCUGAGAAUUAUCAAGAAACGUUAGUAGAUAAGUGCGGAAGAAAAUUAGCUGAAAUACAAGGUGCACUCACCACUUGAUCUCCAAUCAUGCCGGCCUUUGGAAAAUGUCUAACGAUUAUUGCAUGAUGGCCCAGUUCUCCGCGAGAGAAUACACCGAUAUGGUGAUAACGUAUGGGAUGGCGGGUGAAAACGGAAAUGCCGCGGUACGUCUUUACGCGGAAAGAUUUCCUGACCGUGUACAUCCGUCGUACGUAACACUUACGCGCUGUAUCCAGCGAUUACGGGAAACCGGAUCCGUCGUUCCAAAUCGCGUACGACCCGGUGCAGUAAUGCGUCACGACGUUCGUACAGAAGAACGGAUUUUACGGGAAUUCGAACGAAAUCCCAGAAACAGCGUGCGUCGCGUUGCUGGUGCACUUGGAAUUUCCAACAGUUUGGUGCAUCGUACAUUACGGCGUAGUGGUCUAAGACCUUACCACUAUCAACGUGUGCAGCAACUUCUUCCCGGAGAUGCACAACCGCGCAUCUUCUUCUGUGAAGGUAUUUUCAUUACUCUUAUUUAACAUUUACAGUAUUUGUUGUGCAUUCGUGUUAAUUCUCAAUAAAAUGCAUGUAGGGUUCCUCGCGCAGUGUCGGCGGAAUAUUUCUUUCCCCGACCGCAUCCUGUGGACGGACGAGGCCACCUUCACACCGAACGGAGUGUUUAACUCUCACAACUUCGUACGUUGGGAAGAAGAAAAUCCACACGCUGUUCGACAAGGCGCAUUUCAGCGCCGUUGGGCCAUAAAUGUUUGGGCCGGCAUGAUUGGAGAUCAAGUGAUCGGUCCGUACUUCCUUCCGCCCAGGCUAACCGGGCAAUUAUACGCAGAGUUCCUCGCAAAUCAACUUCCAGCUCUUCUUGAAGAUGUCCCUCUCGACGUACGGGCGGAGUUGAUUUUUCAACACGAUGGAGCUCCUGCACAUUUUAGCAGGCAAGUAUGGAAUCUUUUAGACGCGCGUUUUCCGGACAGGUGGAUGGGUCGAGGUGGCCCAAUCAUCUGGCCGGCACGGUCGCCUGAUUUAAAUGUACUCGAUUAUUUUGUAUGGGGGUACAUUAAAACUGCGAUAGAGGACCGGCGUGAUGGUACGGAACAAGAAGUUCGUGAAGCUAUUGUUGCGGCCUUCGAUACCAUCACGCCGUACAUGGCGCACCGUGCGACGCGCAAUAUUACUCGAAGAGUCGAAAUCUGUGUACGAGAAGGAGGACGGCACUUCGAACAAUUCUUACAUUAAUUAGUUAGAGUGGAUUAGGCCUAUUGGGGAAACCACUUAAAAACAACGCGCCAUGCUAUCUACUGCAAAGUGGUGUGGAAAAGAUAGAACGAAAAUAUUAAAUAAUACUAUGGUGAAUAAUAUUAAUUAAUAACCAU
Messenger RNA from Ooceraea biroi (clonal raider ant), 1934 nucleotides. RefSeq lists its product as uncharacterized. The record is from RefSeq and is a predicted model, not a curated record. NCBI's taxonomy places the organism in Eukaryota, Metazoa, Arthropoda, Insecta, Hymenoptera, Formicidae. Gene Ontology annotation, molecular function: nucleic acid binding.